Colletotrichum graminicola M1.001 is the source of this 2529-nucleotide messenger RNA. RefSeq lists its product as uncharacterized. Bases 1 to 2529 code for a protein of 842 amino acids. The transcript is spliced from 2 exons. The record is from RefSeq and is a predicted model, not a curated record. Lineage: Eukaryota; Fungi; Ascomycota; Sordariomycetes; Glomerellales; Glomerellaceae.
AUGGCUCCCAACGGCAAUCCGAAGGCGAGGAUCGGUGCUGGUGUCACCCAUGGAAAGCCCAGCGCCGUCAGGCGCGUGGUGCCUGCCAUUCCUCUUCCCUUGGAUCGCCGCGUCAAGGCCAAUGCUGCCGCGAAGCAGGCCGCUGCCGCCGCCGGUACAGCCUUUCCCCGACCCGCCUUGACCAACGGCUCCUCCCUCAAGAUUCAGAACGACUUCGAUUCCACGCCUCCGACCCCUAAGAUCGCCGAGCCCGAGACCGCUACUUACGACGAUGAUAAGUCUGCUGUCGAGGAGACCACGUCCCCCCUCUUUUCCGCCCAUUCGGAAGGCGAUUAUGUGAAGGAUCGCGAGGCUACUGACUCCCAGGUCUCUUCUGCUGCCAUACCUACGCCCUCCACGACGGACGAGUCGGAAUCGACCGACAAGGCUGCCGAUCGAGGCGUCCCCUCGUCUGCCGAUGAUUCCCUUCGAGGUUUGUUCGCCUUCAGCCGCCGUCCUCCUGAAGGCUCCUUCUUACGUGUCACAGGCAACAGCACCACUAACCGCAUCACCUCCCCGCCCGCCGCCUGGCAUGCGAAAGAGGGUAAGAGCCCUGGGCGUUGGUAUGCCGUCUGGCAGCAAAUGGAUUGCUCACAAAUUGCAGAGAACGUCACCCAGCUCCCACCGACUUUCCGACCCCCUCCCGUUAUCCCUCCGACUCGAUACAACAUGCCCCCUGCUGCUCAUAAUGGCCCUCGUCCUUCUGCUGUCGUUAUUAACGGUACAUCUCACCGAGGCCCUCGUUCGGUUCACAACGGCCCUCCGCACAUGCAUGGCCCGCGCCCAAGCAACGGCAGUCUCCAGUUUGGUGGAUUUGGUUCCAACUCGUCUUCUCCGGCACCCCCUCACUCGGGAGGCUUCAUACCCCCUCCUGGCAUGCCUCACCCCGAAGCGCGUUCAUUCCCUGGCGUUCUGAACGGCUACCACCACCAGAUGCCCUACGGCACCGAGUUCGUGCCUGGUACUCCCGUGGAUGGAUUCGGCCGACCGCUCCCAGGCUACACUGGCAUGGAACAAUACGCACCUCAAAUCAAUGGCUACGGUCCUUCGACCCCUCACAGCUUCCAGGAAUCGCACUCUUCGGCCCACGCGGAGGAGCCCGGUACUUACAACCAUUACCCCGCGCCUGCCGCCCCCAACGGCCAAGUCGACGACGCUCGCCCUCAUCCGCCCCCCGCUGGAGCAUUCGUUGUGCUGCCUCAGCGGAUGAUGCCUGGCCCUAUUCCACCUCCGCACAUGAUGCACCCUGGACCUGAGCAUCAGGGGCUGGAUGAUAUGGCUGCCUACUUGCGAUCGCAAUUUAGAGACACUUCCUUUGCCGAUUGUACCCUCGAGCUGCGGUACCUCGAUGACCGUGCCCCUCCUGUCCGGCUCCCCGGCCACCGCCUUGUUCUUGCCAGAAGCCAGGCAGUCCGGAACGUUCUUGAAUCUGACGGUUUCGAGUCGAGCCCGCCCGGUGCCAACCGUACUAUCCUGCUCCAGUCGGAUGACAAACACCUCCGCUCUGAUGCUUUCUGGAUGGCAGUGCAGCAUCUGUACGCCUUUCCGCUAUUGGACUUGCCCGAUCCGGCCUCCAACAGUGCCUUUACCCUGGCUGGCAGUGCCGAUGACCGAUUCGAUUUUGCUCUUGGAUAUGCGGCGGCGGGCCACCUCCUUGGAUGGCAACCUAUUGUCAUUCGGGGUCUUGAGAUUGCCUCGCACUUUCUCAACUGGUCCACCAUCGAGCGGGCUCUCGUGUUCGCCCUCGGCGAUGUACCCAAUCGCGCUUCAGCCGACAGGCACACUCAGUUUGUUUAUGGCGAGCCCGUCCAGAUUCUGAUGAACGGAGUCAUUUCGUUUCUCAUCAACAACUUCCCGCCGGACUUCACCCUGGACACGACUGUCGCGGACCCCGAGCACUUCGCCCGCAUUCCGUAUGCAUCUGCAUCUCCGCCUGCUCGCGAGGGAACGCCCGCGAUUGCCCGUGGAACGGCCAACCAAGACCGCCGAUCGCGGCCCAUGCACAUUCAAUUUGGCGAUUUGGCCGUGGGCUCAGACUCCUCCCCGUCCAAGGGCUCAAAGUCGGCGCCUCAGACCUCUCAGCAGCAAAGCAUUCGAUCUACACUUUCGAGGAUUCUCAUCAACCUCCCCUUUGCUUACCUGAAGCCGACUCUCGAAUCGAGUGGCUACGGCAAUGUCAACGGAUGGGCCAGUAUCGAGGCGCGCCACCAUAUCAUGAGAGCCGUCGUUAACGAGCGUGAGGCCAGACGGGUCAGGGCCGUUGACGCAAUCAUGGCGGGAGCGGUGCCGGGUGUGGAGUCAAUCAUCAAGGGCCUCCAGAGCGUCGAGCCUGGCCAGAGCGAGGAGUGGCAUGGCGUCGGCUGGCGCGAGGACGUGGUGUCGUACGUCAACGGCGACGCGCCAUCUCUCGGCCGGCAAUGGGUGCCGCUGGUGGCGCAGGCGAACGGCGCCGACCACUUGGAGGGCAUGGGGCGGCCGGCGUACCCUUGA